UUGCUGUGAAAUACUGCCUUACCUACUGCUGUGUUUUGUACAGCACCUUCAAGUUCUCCUGCCUGCAUGCGUUAGAACCCAGUUAAGUUGUGUGGCGUAAGACAUAAAGAUCAAGAUGCACAAGCUUACAAUACUUGCAGGCUUAUGUUUGGUGAUCUGCGAUAUUGGAUCUGCCAGCCAAAUGGUGUGCUACUUCACAAACUGGUCCCAAUUAAGGCCUGGUCACGGGAACUACACUAUGGAGGAUUUGGACCCCUUUCUCUGCACCACACUUGUCUUUGCCUUCGCUUUCAUCGACCACAACAAUGAACUUGUUGCAUCUGGGUGGAAUGAUAAAGUUCUUUACAAAUCUUUCAACGGUCUGAAAACCAUGAACCCUCAUCUUAAGACUUUCCUGGCAGUUGGUGGAUAUAACUUUGGUUCAAUACAGUUUUCAAAGAUGGUAUCUAAUGAAACUAAUCGUCAGAAAUUUAUCCAGUCCUCUAUAAAAUUCCUGAGGGCUUAUGGUUUUGAUGGUCUGGAACUGAGUUGGGAGUAUCCAGGAACUCGUGGAAGCCCCCCAGAUGACAAGCACAGGUUUACUUUGCUCUGCAGGGAACUUGUCCAGGCCUUUGCUGCUGAGGCCAAUGCCACUGGUGAAAUUCAACUAAUGUUGGCUGCUUCAGUGGCUGCGCGUAAGAAGAUAAUUGAUGGAGGAUAUGAAAUUGCUGAGAUUGCCAAGGUACUAGACUUCAUCAAUGUGAUGACCUUUGACUUCCAUGGAAGUUGGGAACGCAUCACUGGACAUAACAGCCCUCUGUUUCGUGGCUCUGAGGAUUCCGGUUACCACAUCUACUCUAAUACUGACUAUGCAAUGCGAUAUUGGCGAGACAAUGGUACCCCAUUGGAGAAAUUGAGGAUGGGUUUUGCUGCAUAUGGUCGCACGUUCCAUCUGACAUCAUCAGAAACGGGAGUUGGCGCCCCAGCUAGUGGACCUGCAUCAGCUGGUCCAUUUACAAAUGACACUGGGUUCUUGGCCUAUUAUGAGAUCUGUACCUUUGUGAAGGACACUACCAUCAAUUGGAUCGAAGACCAGAAGGUUCCCUAUGCCACUAAAAACAAUGAGUGGGUAGGAUUUGACAACAGGGAAAGCUACGAGACUAAAGUGCGUUACUUGAAGGAACAGAAGUUUGGCGGUGCUUUUGUGUGGGCCCUGGAUUUGGAUGACUUUGGUGGACGAUUCUGCGGAGAGGGCAAAUACCCACUUCUCUCGCAUCUACGCAAACUUCUCAAUAUUGAUCAUCCAGUCCCUGGUGCUUAGCACCACCACUCAUCCGACCAGUCACAACGCAUGCCCUAGGAUCUGGCUUCUGUUGUGCCAAACCUGAUGCGAGAACCAGUUUCUAUGUGUGCAGGUAGCAUCACCCAUUUGAGGCAGUGUGGCGCUUCUGCAAGUGCCGUGUUUGGCCAUUAACAAUUAUUGGUGGGAAUUUAUAUUACGGAUAAAAGAUUAUUAAACUGACCUAUGAAGCA
Molecule: messenger RNA, 1512 nt
Organism: Corythoichthys intestinalis (scribbled pipefish)
Lineage: Eukaryota; Metazoa; Chordata; Actinopteri; Syngnathiformes; Syngnathidae
Product: acidic mammalian chitinase-like
Exons: 12
Coding region: 116-1300 (394 amino acids)
Biological process (GO): carbohydrate metabolic process
Cellular component (GO): extracellular region
Molecular function (GO): chitin binding
Source: RefSeq, a predicted model, not a curated record